CUCUCCUAACAACAGCUGUCUCGGGGGCAUGCAGUGGUUUGUGAGCAGUAGGAAAGAUUUUGCUGCCACUUCCUGAUUUCUGCCUUGAGAGCGAUCUAAGCUGGGACGUGACCGGAGCAUUUAAAUGGACUUCUCAGCCCCAGGAACGGCAGACUUUGGGAUACAGUACAGAAGAACAGAGAUAUCAGGAAAUAGCCAACAAACCACUUGCGCAGAAUUGCUGCUGUCAAACUGAUGAAGACAGAAACCUGUGAGACAAAACUUCACGGAAAGUUCCUAUAAGGAAAGGAGUGAGGUUUUGUUUGCAUGCCAUGGCUCACCUAUCCCACAAAGCCUGAAAGUGCUGUAAAAACUGAAAAGUGUGAAAGGGAACUUCAGGUGUACCCAUGGAAAAGACAGAUGACCAGAACUGUCAGGACAGACAUGAAGAGGACAACCCAAAGAGUUCCCCAUUUGACUUUGUUAUAAAACAAUUUCAAGGAAAGAAGUGUGCUCCUGAAAAAAAGAAAGAGCAGCCUUCAGCCAUCAAAGAAUUCUUCAAAGGCUUUGACUUUGGGAAAUCUGAAGGCAAGGACAGAAGGGAAAUAGAAGAAACAGAAAUAAGCAAUGAUGGAGCUGAUGAUCAGAGUGAAAGGCAAGAUCCCUCUGUAGAAGAUGGACUUUCACAUCUCACUUCUGAAGCCAAGUCACCAUCUGGUGAGCAGAAAUUUAACCAGUUCAUGGAGAAACUGGGGAAGAAACCCAGCAGCAAGAAUCUGGAUCUAAAUAAUUGUGCACUAAGUGCAGCAGAUAUAACAGAGUUGGCUUCUUUAUUGCCGUUUCUCCCAGAGCUGGAAGAGCUCAGCCUGUCCUGGAAUGGUUGUGUUGGAGGGACUUUGAAAGCUCUCACUGUCCAUCUUCAUCACGUGAGCCUGUUAAAAGUCCUCCGACUUAACAACUGCAGGCUGACAGCUGAGGAUGUCAUCUCCUUAGGAGAAGCAUUUGAAAUUGUUUCUCAGCUUGAAGAACUGGAUUUGUCAUGGAACAGUAACAUAGGUGGAAAACUAUCAUUGCUGACAAAAAAACUUCAGGAAGGAUGCAAAUUAAAAUGUCUGAAAAUGACAGACUGUAACUUGACGGCAAAGGAUGGAGAAUCCCUUGCUGAACUUCUAAAUGUGAUCCCAAACCUUGAAGUAUUAGAUAUCUCUAUCAACAAAAACAUUGGCUGCAGCAUGAAGGUUAUUGCUCAGGAUCUGAAAAAUGUGCCAGGCUUGAAAGAGUUAAACUUGCACAUGUGUGGAUUAAAGCAAGACAGCUUCCAGGGCUUAGACACUGCUUUACAGCACCUUGUAGAGCUAAGGAAAUUAGACAUCUCGUGUAACAGAGAGAUUGGUGGUGGCUUUAAAGCCUCAACAGCUCAUUUGGCCAGCUUGAAAAAUCUGGAAGUCCUUGAUCUUCACCAGUGCUGUGUCACAGAAGAGGACAUGACUGUUUUGUCCCAGGUGAUACCUUUACUCUCCAGUCUUCAAGAGCUGAAUUUAUCCUCGAAUAAAAAUGUAGGACUCUCAUCAGAUCCUCUUCUGGGCAGGCUCAGGUUUUUACCAAAGCUGAAAUCUGUGACCAUCAGCAAUUGUGGCUUAGGUGAAGAGUCCCUUUCAUCUCUAGCUGAGGCUGCCCUUCACCUUCCUGAACUGGAGAUAUUAAACCUUUCUUGGAAUAAGUGCGUUGGUGGGAACCUAAAGCUGCUUUUGGGAGCACUAAAGCUUGCAACGGAGAUUCAAGUGUUAAGACUGAGCAGCUGUAACCUGGUGGCUGAAGAUUUGGCACUUCUAACGUCCCUGAGGCAAGAUGGCCAUUUGGCCAGAUUGCAGAAGCUGGAUUUGAGUUAUAACAACAACAUCUCUGACGAAGGCUGGGCUGUUUUCUGCCAAGGUUUAGGAGCAUUCAAGGAACUCUCAGAGCUGGAUGUGAGCCUCAGUCCAUCAUCCUGCCGGGACUGCAGGCCGUGGUUUGGGGAGUUGUUGGCAGCACUGACACAGCUGCCAGCCUUGGCAGAGCUGGCCAUGCAAAGAUGGGCCCUUUCAGAGUCCCAGAGGAAGCAAAUGGAAGGCUUUAAUCAAGACAACAAAAGAAACAUUCGUUUUGACUGUUGAUGAAGGUUGGAGGUGUCUGGAAGGCCUUUUGGGAGCAGCACAUGAACCAAGCAUUGUGUGUCUCAGAAGACUGCAGUUUUUAAUAAUCUCUUGAAAUAGUUUCACAGUUAUAGAAAACUGUUAUUUGACCUUCUGCAACAUAGAUCAUUCCAUUUAAUAAUGUUCUUUCAGAUUCUCUGGGCCAUGCUUACACUGCUCAAUCUUCAAGUUGUGAAUAUUGCCAAGGCCACUGCCCACAGAGCAGUGCUGGGUCAGAGGGACCUGCUGCAGGUUUGGCCAUGGAGGGAAGGGCUGGGGUUUGUGUUGAUGCAGGUGGGUGGGCAGUGUGAAUGUGGCCUCAGAAAAUACCCCUAAUGUGAAAAUACUUGAAACCUCCAUGUUUUAUAUGUUAAUUUCUUCUCCCCUCAAA
Molecule: messenger RNA, 2541 nt
Organism: Haemorhous mexicanus (house finch)
Lineage: Eukaryota; Metazoa; Chordata; Aves; Passeriformes; Fringillidae
Gene: LRRC31
Product: leucine rich repeat containing 31
Exons: 10
Coding region: 387-2132 (581 amino acids)
Molecular function (GO): protein binding
Source: RefSeq, a predicted model, not a curated record